Aethalodelphis obliquidens (Pacific white-sided dolphin) is the source of this 2527-nucleotide messenger RNA. It is a transcript of the gene WNT3A, whose product is annotated as Wnt family member 3A. The annotation marks the transcript as partial. NCBI's taxonomy places the organism in Eukaryota, Metazoa, Chordata, Mammalia, Artiodactyla, Delphinidae. Gene Ontology annotation, biological process: multicellular organism development; neuron differentiation; canonical Wnt signaling pathway. The record is from RefSeq and is a predicted model, not a curated record. Gene Ontology annotation, molecular function: frizzled binding; cytokine activity. The transcript is spliced from 4 exons. Gene Ontology annotation, cellular component: extracellular region.
CCGCUCGGAUAUUUCAUAUUCCUCUACGGCCUGAAGCAAGCGCUGGGCAACUACCCGAUCUGGUGGUCCCUGGCUGUCGGGCCCCAGUACUCAUCUCUGGGGACGCAGCCCAUCCUCUGCGCCAGCAUCCCAGGCCUGGUCCCCAAGCAGCUGCGUUUCUGCCGGAACUAUGUGGAGAUCAUGCCCAGUGUGGCAGAGGGCAUCAAGAUCAGCAUCCAGGAGUGCCAACACCAGUUCCGUGGCCGCCGGUGGAACUGCACCACUGUCAACAACAGCCUGGCCAUCUUUGGCCCUGUGCUGGACAAAGCCACCCGGGAGUCCGCCUUUGUGCACGCCAUCGCUUCCGCCGGCGUAGCCUUCGCUGUGACACGCUCGUGCGCCGAGGGCUCCGCUGCCAUCUGCGGCUGCAGCAGCCGCCACCAGGGCUCGCCCGGUGAGGGCUGGAAGUGGGGCGGCUGCAGUGAGGACAUCGAGUUCGGAGGGAUGGUGUCUCGGGAGUUCGCAGACGCGCGGGAGAACCGACCAGACGCUCGCUCCGCCAUGAACCGCCACAACAAUGAGGCUGGGCGCCAGGCCAUCGCCAGCCACAUGCACCUCAAGUGCAAGUGCCAUGGGCUCUCGGGCAGCUGUGAGGUGAAGACCUGCUGGUGGUCGCAGCCCGACUUCCGUGCCAUUGGUGACUUCCUCAAGGACAAGUAUGACAGCGCCUCGGAGAUGGUGGUGGAGAAGCACCGCGAGUCGCGCGGCUGGGUGGAGACCCUGCGGCCACGCUACACCUACUUCAAGGUGCCCACAGAGCGCGACCUGGUCUACUACGAGGCCUCGCCCAACUUCUGUGAGCCCAACCCCGAGACGGGAUCCUUCGGCACGCGCGACCGCACCUGCAACGUGAGCUCGCACGGCAUAGAUGGCUGCGACCUGCUGUGCUGCGGUCGCGGCCACAACGCGCGCACCGAGCGGCGCAGGGAGAAGUGCCACUGCGUUUUCCACUGGUGCUGCUACGUGAGCUGCCAGGAGUGCGCGCGCAUCUACGACGUGCACACCUGCAAGUAGUGGGCGCCGCACCGGGCUGGGGGUCCUCCCGGUGGCAGCGGGGAGACUCCUCCAUGGAUGGGGCGGGGCUCUGGGAUGGAGCUCCUGGAGGGUGGCGGGGUCCUCCGUGGUAGGGCAGGGGUGAGGCUCAUGAGUGGGAUGGAGUUCUUCCCGACAGGUGUGGGGCCCUUCCUGGGGUGAAACUCCAGGGAUGGGGCUCCUGGAGGGUGGCGGGGUCCUCUCUGGGGGCGGGGCUCCAGGGGUGGGGAUUUAGCCUGCCAUUACCUUCCUCCCAAGACCACAUGUUUCCCUCCACCUGACCUCGUCGUGUAGAGCAGUAUCUCCUGGCAGAAUGAGCUGUGGAGAACCUGUGGGGGGCAUCUUGUCCCCUUACCCUUCCCACUAAGGUACGAGGCCCAUCCUACAACGAUUCAGGUGCCUGGAGGCCUGUGGCACUCCUUCCUCAGUCUGAUACCUGCCAACGCUCUCAACCAGGAACCCUAUCAGGGAGAGCCUUUGCUGUGCAGAACCACAAGAACCACAUGGGCUUGGGUGAAGGAGACAGGGCCUGACGGCAGUAGGCUGAGACAGGGCCUGGAACACGAGGCCUGGCUCUGUCCUGGCUGCCCUGUGCUGGGCAGCAGACACCCAGGCCCCGGCAAGGUGCCACUCAGCCUGGUCUGCUGUGCCUUCUACUUUGCAGCUGACAGAAACUCCUGCGCCUGGCUCUCCCUCCUCCCUGUCUUCACAUUCCCACUUGCACCCCAUCACAUCCACAGAAGAGGAGCAAAACCUGCUGUUCCAGUCUUGCUGUUGCCUCCCUCUUGGCCUAGCACCUCUCUCCACCUCCCUCAUUCGCAGCCCCUUGUAAGCGGAAGGCAAGAAGGGAGCCACUGGCCUGUACUGCUGUCCAGGUCGUACUCAGCUCCAUACCCUGCCUUGGAGGCUCACUUUGGGUUGGGUUGUUUGGGAGAUUGGGAGUCGGGGGGUGAUCCCACACUGGUGCUGCAGACAAAGGACCCAAAGACCCCAGAGGACUGGUCUCCUUCCCAGCCCCUCAUAGCCAGGACGGACCCCCAGGUCCUGCUGCUGUGGCUAUGGUACAUCAGACCUACCCGCCACUGGCCACUGUUGUGGAGCCUCUGGUUGGCCGCUUGACUUGGCUCUGCUCACGUCUGACUCAUCCAUCCUGUCUGAGAAUGAGCGAGACUGAUGGACCUCUCAACCAAUGCCCACAGGGGCUUCCUGCCAGGUGCUGCCAUGCCAAGACCUCUCCUCCUCAGCCUCUGCCACUGUGAAAUGUUGCCCAGCCCCCUGUCCCCGAGGCCCUACCCUCCAGGCAGGGGGAAGAGACAGUUGGGGCGGGGGGUGGGGAGGACAAGCUGCACGGCUCGCUAGGGAUACGACCUUCCUCUGCCUUGAAUUUUGCAUUUUUGGUUUUAAUUUUAUUUCCAAUGCUGCUAUAUCCACCAUACAUAGGAACUAGACAAACAGA